Molecule: messenger RNA, 1154 nt
Organism: Branchiostoma belcheri (Belcher's lancelet)
Lineage: Eukaryota; Metazoa; Chordata; Leptocardii; Amphioxiformes; Branchiostomatidae
Product: plasmolipin-like
Exons: 5
Coding region: 82-684 (200 amino acids)
Cellular component (GO): membrane
Source: RefSeq, a predicted model, not a curated record
UUGCACGGUGGCUCACGUAUGUAACAUCAAGCGUCCAAACUCAACGCCCUCGUCUAGCCAAAACACGGGUUACUUUUCACCAUGGACGAUCCAGCCUUUCCCAGUACAGUGGACACACAGACAGGGGCGCAGACAACAACACUGACAACACCAGAGCGGUCAGGGAUAGGCCUAAACAUCAACUACGUUACGAGCAUACCGGGGAUACUGAAAGUAGUGGAACUGCUGUUCGGCUUGAUCGUCUGGGCAUGCGUGGCCUCUUACACUUAUGCCGGAGGACAGCACUGGGUGAUGUUUGUGGCUGUGACGUCAUGGCUGUUCACACUGCUGUAUUUCAUCUUCUGUCUGCUAUCCCUCCGCGAGUCCAUGCCGGUUAUAUCCGGUUUCAACUGGAACCUCAUAGAGACAGUGUACUCUGUUGUGGUGACCUUUCUGUACUUCAUAGCGGCCUGUGUCCAGGCAGGCACCACGGGAGUCGGCGGGAACAGUUUGGUCAGGGGACACUACUCCACAUACGCGGCAGCGGCGGCAUUCGCCUUCCUGGUGACCAUCGCGUACGGUGUUGACGCCUUCUUCGCGUUCCAGUCGUGGCGUGGAGCCGGUGGACAGCUCCCCUCAUUCUCCUUCUCAUCACCCAGCCCCCAGUCUACACCUGCCACCAAGGCGGAGGAGGCACAGGGGUAGAACAUAGGCGUCCUACUAGCCUCUACCAGGCUUCGGGAGGCGACUGGAAAGAGUAGAAAUUGGCCAAAUAGAGAGAUGACAUGCCAAAGACGUUCCUCCUCUGAAAUCUCUAGCGGACCAACUCCGAGGGACAGUGGUAGAUCAUAUGCUACCCCCCUUACCCCCUUGGUUUACAUAGCGACUUUCGCGAGCCCUUUUUUUUUCAAAUAUCUUGUGUUGUAGGAGAGCUAGCUAUGAGUGUUUAAGUGUUACCUCUGAUCCUACAAUAAGAAAGGUAUUAGUUGUAAAAUAAAAUAUCUUGUGAUGUUGUAGAGCUAUGGGUGUUUGAAACGUUAACCCUGAACCUAUCCCUAGCCAUGAAAUAAUUGUAGUUGUAAACUGUAAACCGUUUUCAAAUUUCGGUAUAAGACGUCAAACGAAAUUAGGCGUUAUUUUUGGUGUCAUUAUAAUACAUACACAUGUACUAGGUU